This is a messenger RNA of Cynara cardunculus var. scolymus (artichoke), 2271 nucleotides long. Its product is annotated as acetyl-coenzyme A carboxylase carboxyl transferase subunit alpha, chloroplastic-like. Gene Ontology annotation, biological process: fatty acid biosynthetic process. Gene Ontology annotation, molecular function: acetyl-CoA carboxylase activity; carboxyl- or carbamoyltransferase activity. The record is from RefSeq and is a predicted model, not a curated record. The transcript is spliced from 11 exons. Bases 115 to 2244 code for a protein of 709 amino acids. Gene Ontology annotation, cellular component: acetyl-CoA carboxylase complex. Lineage: Eukaryota; Viridiplantae; Streptophyta; Magnoliopsida; Asterales; Asteraceae.
AUUAAUCUAAACCCUAGAGAUCGCUUUUCAUACUCUUCUACGUUUGGCAGUGAUUUGACGUGGUUUGUGGGUAGCUCAAAACUUGUAUAUGAGGAAGUAGUGGCUUGAGAUUUGAUGAGUACCCUACCGCUAACAGUUGGACCCUGUGCAAGACAGAGUGGUAGCGUUAAACAUGGGACGCUUUUGUAUUUUGGCUGUGAUUUUGAUACAAAAUAUUUACGCAACAACUCUUCCGGAAGCUUCAUUGGUGUUUGGAUCAAGAACCUAAAAGGCUAUAGAUCGAGCAAUUCGAAAAGGUUUCAUGUUAUAGCUAGGAUUAAGAAAGGGAGAAAGCAUGAUUACCCUUGGCCUGAUGAUAUCCCAAGUAGCACAACUGGUGCUGAGGCUUUAAGCUACCUAUCGAAUUUUAAACCUUUGGCUGAGAAGCCAAAACCAGUGACACUUGCCUUUGAGAAGCCGCUGGUCAGUUUGGAGCAAAAGAUUAUUGAGAUACGCAGAAUGGUUGAAGAAACUGGGUUGGAUUUCAGUGAUCAAAUCAGUACAUUGGAAAAGAAGUAUCAACAGGCACUUAAGGAUUUAUAUACUCAUUUGACACCAAUUCAACGCCUAAAUCUUGCUCGACAUCCAAACAGGCCUACCGUUCUUGAUCAUAUCUUAAACAUGACAGAGAAGUGGGUGGAACUCCACGGAGACCGUGCAGGCUACGAUGAUCCAGCCAUGGUGACUGGUAUUGGGAGCAUCGAUGGGAAAAGCUACAUGUUCAUUGGUCAGCAGAAAGGUAGGAACACAAAGGAAAAUAUAGCACGCAACUUCGCAAUGCCAACUCCUCAUGGCUAUCGGAAGGCUUUGCGUAUGAUGAAAUAUGCUGAUCAUCAUGGACUUCCGAUUGUAACGUUCAUUGAUACACCAGGGGCUUUUGCUGAUUUAAAAUCAGAGGAGCUUGGACAGGGUGAAGCUAUAGCUUUUAAUCUUAGGACAAUGUUUGGCCUCAAGGUUCCAAUUAUUACAGUUGUAACGGGUGAAGGCGGAUCAGGCGGUGCUCUUGCCAUUGGAUGUGCAAAUAAGUUGUUUAUGCUGGAAAAUGCUGCAUUCUAUGUCGCAAGCCCUGAAGCAUGUGCGGCAAUACUAUGGAAAUCAGCACAGGCAGCUCCUAAGGCAGCUGAAAAGCUGAAAAUAACGGCUCAAGAGCAUUACAGGCUCAAGAUUGCGGAUGGAAUCAUUCCAGAACCACUUGGUGGUGCACAUGCCGAUCCUAAGUGGACGUCUCAACAAAUUAAGCAAACGAUCAUCCAAGCCAUGGAGGAGCUAACAAAGAUGGAUUCAGACGAGUUGAUCCGCCAUCGAAUGAAGAAAUUCCGUUCAAUGGGAUUGGGAGGUUUUCAAGAAGGUAUUCCGGUAGAUCCCGAAAGAAAACGCAACAUGAAGCCAUCCGAGAUCACCCCAACAAACGCAAUGGAAUUAGAAUCAGAGAUCAAAAAUCUGAAAAUGAAGAUCUCAGAAUCAAAAGGAUCAUCGGAUCCCAUUAACAUCGAGAAGCUGAAACAUGAGCUUGAUGAAGAAAUAACCAAAGCUUGCAUUUCCAUGGGAUUACAACAAAAAAUCGAAUCUUUGAAGAUGGAUAUGUCUAAAGAUCCCGAUCCAAACGAAUCCCGUUUGGAUGAAAAGGCGAAGUACAUAAUCGAAGAAUUCAAGCACAAUCUAUCACGACCCGGAGCCUACCUGCCAUUAAAGCAAAAGCUUCAAAAGUUGAGCAUGAUCGAAAGACUCAUGGAGAUGAAAACGAAAAGCGAAAAACUCAAAACCGAGAUCAACCAGAAAGUUUCGGCCGAUAUCAAAGAGAAGUUCAAUGUUCUGAAACGGGCUCGUGAGAACUUAUCGAAAGGCGAAGAUUUGGGUCGAGAUUUGGAAGAACAAGUGGAGAAAGCUAAGAUGGAGUUACAGGAGGUUUUGAAGUCUGCGAAUUUGGAAAUUAUCGGGAUCACGAACCGAAAAUUCGAAGAAAAAAUGGUGAAUGUUAACAAGGAGAUUAUGGAUGAGAUUGAGAGAAGUGUGAAUGGAUCGGAUGUUAGAAAAAGAAUUGAAGAAUUGAAAGAAGAAGCAGCAAAAGGGUCAAAUGCAGAGAAGUUGGAGGAAUUAAGGUCAAAGAUCAAAGAGGAGAUAUUUGGUAUGAUGAAUGUUGCUCCAUUGAAAGAAAAGGUUGAUCAUCUUGUGAUGAAUUUUGGCACUGAAAAUGGAAGAUGUUGAUCAUGGAAAGUUGUAUCAUCUCUUGUU